Messenger RNA from Sesamum indicum (sesame), 1723 nucleotides. RefSeq names its product dolichyl-diphosphooligosaccharide--protein glycosyltransferase 48 kDa subunit. The record is from RefSeq and is a predicted model, not a curated record. Gene Ontology annotation, cellular component: oligosaccharyltransferase complex; endoplasmic reticulum membrane. Lineage: Eukaryota; Viridiplantae; Streptophyta; Magnoliopsida; Lamiales; Pedaliaceae.
CCUGUACUCCACACUGCCACUCGAUGGUCGAAUCCCCAACUCUGCGGCAGGAUUCCAACAGUAUAUAGUGCAUCGGCUCGCUCCUAAACCCCAUCCAGCAGCACUCUCAAAUGGCAGGGCUCAAAUCUCCAACACUCUACUUCUUCUUACUGAAUCUGAUUUCACUUCUGCCGCUCCUCGCCUUCUCCUUCUCCCCCGAUCAUCCCACUGACCGUCGGAUUCUUGUUCUGCUCGAUGACCUGUCCCUUAAAUCCUCGCAUUCCCUUUUCUUUUCCUCUCUGCAGUCACGUGGCUUCGACCUCGACUUCAAGCUCGCCAAUGAUCCCGCCGUCGCUGUCAAGCGAUAUGGCGAGUACUUGUACGAUGGGCUCAUUCUUUUCUCUCCUUCCAUCGAGCGGUUUGGAGGGUCCUUGGACAUGGGGGGAGUUUUGGAUUUUGUUGACUCGGGGCAUGACUUGAUUUUGGCCGCCGAUUCAAAUGCAUCUGAUUUGAUCCGGAACAUUGCCGCUGAAUGUGGGGUUGAUUUUGAUGAGGAUCCCUCUGCCGUGGUCAUUGAUCACACCAGUUAUGCUGUCUCAGAAACUGAGGGAGAGCACACCUUAAUUGCUGCUGAUGAUUUUAUUCAAUCUGAUGUCAUUCUGGGAAGCAAGAAAAUUGAGGCCCCUGUACUUUUCGAAGGGAUUGCACAUUCGAUGAAUCCUGGAAAUAGCUUGGUUUUAAAGGUUCUUUCUGCAUCUUCUUCCUCGUAUUCUGCUAAUCCAACCUCAAAGCUGUCAAGCCCGCCAUCACUUAGUGGAACUGCUAUUUCUCUAGUUUCAGUUGUGCAGGCCAGGAAUAAUGCCCGAAUUAUGAUAUCUGGGUCAUUAGAAAUGUUUGGCAACAGGUUGUUCAGAUCAGGAGUGCAGAAGAGUGGGAGCUUACACAAAUAUGAAAAAUCCGGCAAUGAACAGUUUAUAACUGAACUUAGCAAAUGGAUCUUCCACGAGAGGGGCCAUCUGAAGGCUGUGCAUGUUAAGCACAAUAAAGUUGGUGAAACUGAAGAGCCUCCAAUAUACAGGAUCAAUGAUGACCUGGAAUUUUCUGUUGAAGUUUUUGAAUGGUCCGGUAGUAGUUGGGUUCCAUAUGUUGCAAACGAUGUUCAAGUGCAGUUCUACAUGAUGAGCCCCUAUGUCUUGAAAACUUUGUCAACAAAUCAGAAGGGGCUAUAUCACACUUCAUUUAAGGUGCCCGAUGUUUAUGGAGUUUUCCAGUUUAAGGUCGAGUAUCAGAGGCUUGGAUAUACUAGCAUAUCUCUUGCAAAACAGAUUCCUGUACGACCCUUUAGACACAAUGAAUACGAGAGAUUUAUUACUACAGCUUUCCCCUAUUAUGGAGCUUCGUUUUCUACAAUGGCUGGAUUCUUCAUCUUCAGUAUCAUUUACCUUUACAACAAGUAAAAGUUUUCUGAAGGAACUUUAGCUCCAACUUUGGAACAGGACUAUGACUCCGUACCAUUUUUCGUUCCUCCAUUUUUCUGCAAGAGGCAAAGAACUCCUCGAAUUUUUGUUAACUAAAUAGCUUAGAAUAUCUGCUGACAUAUACCACAACUGUAAGGAUGCUUUUUUCGAUUGGAAUGAGGAAAGACUGCAGUUAGGUUAGUUUUAACUUAGUUUGUGUUUUGUUGGCUGAAUUUUUGGAGUUCAAUGAACAUGACGAAUAUUUACCUGAGGAAGUUUAGUCCCAA